CAUAUUAUUUUCGAGAUCAAGCCAUCAGCCACGAUAUCUUAUGUUGUCCGAGUUGGACAACUACGUAUUAUUAUUAAUUACAUAUAUCCAUAAGGCGAGAGCAAAUCACAACGAUUCAUUUUUCAUAUUUACCUCUACAUCCUACAUCUAACAGGCUCGAUAGGCUAUUGUUUAACCCUUGGCCCCUCACCUUCUCGAAUCUUGCUUACCUUCUCUUUCCUUUUCCACUCUUUGUUCCGUGCAGCAGCAGUACGAACUCUCUCCUCGCCGGUUAUCAUGCAACAGAGCCCGCAGGUCUACUAGAGUUGUACGAAGAACGGUACUUCAGUCAUCGCCCCGACCUCUUUGCCGCCCACUCUUAAGGAUACUCUGCACAGUCUGCAGUAGUCUGCGUUAGCUCUUUUCGCUUUUUGGUCUGAUCCAGUGGGCUUCCCUUUAAACGGUGAUAUCUUCCAAACCACUCCCACCUUCAACAUGACACCGAAUCUUUCUGAACAGAACUUUUUGGGCGAGAAGGCCACUCUUCCACUCACCCAAACAACCCAACGUCCACAGCACGUAGUAAAAAAGAUGCCUUCAGCCCGGCACUUCUUCCUAACCCUGCUUCUCGGCCUACUAUUCACGACCGGGCUCGCAAAUGGGCUCCUUAAACAGCAGCCCUCCAAUGAGGUCCAUGCUGAAAGCAAGCCUGACCAUGUUGUCCACCGUGACGACUCGACCUUCUCACGGCUGUUAAGCUCAGCUUCGCCGCAGGCUCUUCACCAUUUUCUACAUACCUACUUCCCCGCCACCUACAAACAUGGUGUUUACGACUCUGACCACGCGGCUAUGGAGGCUGUUCAUGCGAAUGACCCGGAAUUAGCAACUUCCAUUGUCCAAAUGGCGAAAAGGCAACAGUCUUCUGGAAACGAUACAACUGCCGCCGUGACAACUUCUACGUCCACUGAAACUAGUGCCGCUACUUCCACAAGUCAAAGUACCACGACUCAAGAAUCUACUGCAGAGACGUCCUCUACGACUCGAUCUUCCGCCUCAACCUCGGAUGCCCCAACGUCUACAGUCACUUCCACUAGUUCCACGCAAACCGACUCGCCGACGACUACGACAACGACAUCCUCGGGAUCAACAGAAACGACGAGUACUCCCGGGUCGACUUUGGCAACGGCGACUACUUCCAGCGUUAGCACCACAGCGUCACCCAGGACAUCGACGUUUACAUCGACACUCCCCGGAGGUGCCAAGACCACGAUUACUUCGGUUGAGGUUGUUACUCCCGGUGCUUCUGAAGCGGCAAGUACAACAUCAGGAACUUCGGGAAGUCUGCAAUCUGGCGUCGGUAGAACCGUUGCGGUAAGCCCGAUAGUGGAGGUUUUCAUGGGUGUGAUCGUUGGCGGAGCACUUCUGGUAUAACAGCUUUUGCAAUAGGCAUUUCCCUCCUGUCGGCUCGACAACACGGGGCUUGGGCGUUGGUAGCAUUAUUAUGGCGAGCAUUGUUGCAUACGUGGGAUUUCAACGGCAUCUACGUUCAUUUGGAUCAGCAGGGAACUGUAAUAGAGAAAAGGUCGGUCUCAGAGCUCGCAAAGCCUUGCGGCUAUUGACGAAUCUAACGAAAUUGGUUACGGGUCAUUUAUUUUUGGGUGUUCACAGUCUCAAUUGGAAGGAUAUUAAAAAACGAAGGCCAUAUAUAUCCAGGUAAAUACGCUUUGGAUUGGUCAUAAUAGAGGUCAUACACAUAAGAAUAUCAGCUGUUAUAAAACCUUGCGGGCCGGUGGUAGAUAGAUUUUAUAUAAUAACCUGGCAACAAGACAGCCUGCUAAAUGAUAAGGAUGUUACUAUAG
Messenger RNA from Annulohypoxylon maeteangense, 1838 nucleotides. RefSeq lists its product as uncharacterized. NCBI's taxonomy places the organism in Eukaryota, Fungi, Ascomycota, Sordariomycetes, Xylariales, Hypoxylaceae. The transcript is spliced from 3 exons. Bases 475 to 1410 code for a protein of 311 amino acids. The record is from RefSeq and is a predicted model, not a curated record.